AUGAUGCUGUCAGAUCUGUCAGACAAGUAUAUUGAAAUGUGUACUCGAAAUAUGGGCUUGAAGCAUCCUGUUCCGAUACAUAACGAAAUGGCUAUUGUAUUUGAUAUGGAUGAUUGUUUAUUUCAGAGUAGUGAGCUUGCAGAAUAUGAAAAAAAUCACAUCAAAGACAGCUAUCUUCAACUUUCAAAUUCUGAUGAAGAGACAUGGGUGGCCCAUUUAUCUAAUUUUAAUUUGUACCGUGAAAUUUUUCACAGCACUCUCAAAAUGGAUUUGUUUGAGUUUUCUGAGAAGUACGAGCGUCCAAAGCUUGAUAGCUUUGUCAAACCUGACAUUGAACUGAAAACUUUAUUGGAAAAAAUCAAAAUAAGAAAAUUUUGCUUUACAAACGCAUGCCGGUACAGAGCCAAGCAUGUGCUUAGCUACCUUCAGCUUGAAGAUGUAUUUGAGGCUGUAAUUUGUACAGACAUAGUGGAUACUGAGUUUAUAUGCAAACCACAGAAGCAAGCAUAUGAGUUUUUAGAAAACUAUCUUUCUGUUUCUAACCCCCAGAACAUCUACUUUUUUGAUGACUCUCUCAAAAAUAUUGAGGGUGCUAAUACCGUUGGGUGGAACACGGUUCAUGUGUGUGAAGACAUAAAAAGGCAUAUCAAUGAGCUUGCAACAAGAGUUACUCUAUUUGAAUGA
Molecule: messenger RNA, 684 nt
Organism: Vittaforma corneae ATCC 50505
Lineage: Eukaryota; Fungi; Microsporidia; Nosematidae
Product: pyrimidine 5'-nucleotidase
Exons: 1
Coding region: 1-684 (227 amino acids)
Biological process (GO): nucleotide catabolic process; pyrimidine nucleobase metabolic process
Molecular function (GO): nucleotidase activity
Source: RefSeq, a predicted model, not a curated record